Molecule: messenger RNA, 747 nt
Organism: Setaria italica (foxtail millet)
Lineage: Eukaryota; Viridiplantae; Streptophyta; Magnoliopsida; Poales; Poaceae
Exons: 4
Coding region: 129-443 (104 amino acids)
Biological process (GO): positive regulation of proteasomal ubiquitin-dependent protein catabolic process
Cellular component (GO): Cul4-RING E3 ubiquitin ligase complex
Source: RefSeq, a predicted model, not a curated record
AAAAGAAAACGAAAAGUGCUAACCACCAGUGGAAGACGAUGUGAGGGGAGCUUCGCCGGAGUUAGAGACGGCGCGGCGAUUCCGGCUCAACAAACCACCAGGGGAACAAGAGGGGCGGCGGCGUGGAGAUGGGGAGCCCUCUCGGUGGGUGGCCGUCGUACAAUCCGCGCAACUUCAGCCAGCUCGUCCCGGCCGACCCCUCCUCUCAGCCCUCGAAUGUCACACCAGCCACUUACAUUGCAACUCACAGGACAGAUCCGCCUCCCAAUCAAGUGAUAACAACAGAGCCCAGGAACAUCCUGUUGAGGCACUUCUACCAGAAAUCCGAGGAGAAGCUGAGGCCAAAGAGAGCAGCUCCUGACAAUCUCGCUCCAGAGAACAACAACAAACAGCCCAGGGGCCCUGUCGCCGAUGUUGGAAGCCAGUCAAACGCAAGAAGCUGAAUACAGCUGGUGCUUGUCCUCCCCUGCGUCUCUCAAUGCCGUGUGCAACCUGCAUGCUGCAUGCCAGCUGAAGCCCUGGUCCUCUUGAUCCAAAGAGCUACGCUCAUUACAUGCAUGAAUGUACAUAACAACCUCCCCCCUUUCCCUCCAACAUUGGUUUGUUAUUUGUUAGCGACUGGUGGCUGCAUUUUAGUGACAGAUUUUAGUAAAGAAAAAGGAUGGUUCGGCAUGAAAAGAUAGCCGCUUUUCUCUUGCUUAUGCAAUACUCCGUACAAUUUAGUAAAAUAUAGACACUAUUUGUAUA